AUGGCUCUCUUCAUGGACUCAGACUUCUCUGGACUGAAGCACAACCAGCAGAAAGACGUGAUGGAUUUUAAGGCGUUAUUUGGAGAAGCAGAUCACUGUAAAGCGGGCAGUGAGAGCUUGGUGUCCUCCCCGGAUCCGGACCGAGCCUCCGCCGCCGCCUCCUCCGGUGUGCUGGAGGGCCAGAGGAAGAGGAAGAGGACGAUCUUCAGCCGGUCCCAGCUGUCGGAGCUGGAGGAGGCCUUCUCUGUGACUCCCUACCCGGACAUCACCCUGAGGGAGCGGCUGGCCGCGCACACGCACCUGCCCGAGAGCAAGAUACAGGUGUGGUUCCAAAACAGAAGAGCCAGAAGUAUCAAGACUGUGAGACUCCCCAAGUCCACCAAGGGAGGUAGAGGUGCUGCAGAUCCUUCCCCAGGGCCUGGGACCUCUGCUUUCUUUGCUUCAGCCACCCUGGCAGACAUAUUCAGACCAGAGCAGAACCACUCCUGCGAGGACGUCCCGCAAAUGUAUUCCGACUGGAUCCAAAUCUACAGCAACCCCAUAUCAUCGCCGCCAUCUUCCUCAUCUCUCCACCAGCAGCCCACGCCGGGCUCUUCAAAACCUCCCGAGUCUCGUCUCUGGGAGGAGGAGCACCACCAGCGGCAGCACCUGGGACCAGCACUGGCCCCCGGUUUCCUUCCUGGUUCUCUCCCUCAGCCCAUCGGCAGGCAGCCUCACCACUCGGCCUCCGCCCGCUCCUACCAGGCCUUCAGGAACUACAAGCCCCAGACUAUGGCUUCAUCUGGGGCCCAUCAGACCGUGUACGGAGGCGGCGCCGCAGGUGGAGGUCACACCUCUGUAGACCAGGUAGUUCCUUCCCACCCUCAGCCGGUGUACUGGGAGGUAACUCAGGGCCAGGGACACCACCAUCACCACCAUCACCACCCACAAAUGGGACCACAGACCUCCAUGGGCUACAUCUCAGACCUGAUCUACAACGCUGCUAUUGUCACCAACUUCCUGGAGUUCUGAUGAGUCUGGAUGUGGAGCAUGAACAGAGAAAUAUUAAUACUGGAUAGCUACUGUAACUAUUUAUGUCAGACUUUGUAUUUCCUGUUAUAAUCUGUCCCUGUGUGACCAGAGCUGACUGUUCCUCAAACAUCUAUAGAGUUGUUGUCAAAUUGUCUUUGUUUUGUCUUUGUCUUGUUUUUUAGUAUGUUCCAGUCAUGUUUUAAAUAUGUAAUAUAUGUUAGGGAUUGAAUGGAAUCAGGGAUCCAUUGGUACCAACCAUGUUAAUGCUAAGAACGCUAAAUAACGCUACAUUUUGGCGAGUAUCAGGAGGGUUAGAUGGAUGGAGGGGAAAAAAUGAAAAAUAAGAAGGUGAGGAAAAACUGGCAUGGCGAUUUUCAUGAAAAAAAAAGA
Sebastes umbrosus (honeycomb rockfish) is the source of this 1401-nucleotide messenger RNA. RefSeq names its product SEBOX homeobox (gene sebox). The record is from RefSeq and is a predicted model, not a curated record. Bases 1 to 1011 code for a protein of 336 amino acids. Lineage: Eukaryota; Metazoa; Chordata; Actinopteri; Perciformes; Sebastidae. The transcript has 3 exons. Gene Ontology annotation, molecular function: DNA binding.